This is a messenger RNA of Olea europaea var. sylvestris, 1439 nucleotides long. Its product is annotated as ras-related protein RABA5a-like. Lineage: Eukaryota; Viridiplantae; Streptophyta; Magnoliopsida; Lamiales; Oleaceae. Bases 580 to 1248 code for a protein of 222 amino acids. The transcript has 3 exons. The record is from RefSeq and is a predicted model, not a curated record. Gene Ontology annotation, cellular component: endosome. Gene Ontology annotation, molecular function: GTP binding; GTPase activity.
GUCUCUGCCCAGCAACUGUAAAUCUUGCUCCCCCUCUCUCCAUCUGGCUCACUUCUCUGAUCAAUCGUUGAAACCUUGCUCGAUUCUCUCCAAAACCCAGAGCCAUUAAUUUUCAUUUGAUCCGUUUCAUCUCUUUGACAAAUUUCUAGAAAUAUUAUUAUUAUUUUUGUCCGUCUUUUUGUUUUCUUUGAUGUGCAUUUGGAACGUUCUGAUUUGAUCACGGACAUGUGAGGGGGACAAAUUAAGGAAAAGAUUGUAUCCUCUAAUCGAAGAAGUGGGUACCUUAAAGCUUUCACCUUUCUGGAGGACUGGAUUGAAAUCUUAGAUAGCUAGUUUUCCCUGCACUUGGGUUCGUAAGAAAGCAGCCACUUUAGGGUCGUGGAAGUUACUACCUUUUGUGCAACUGAAACUGCCCUUCGAGAUUCUUCUGGGGACCUCUUCCCUCAGAUAUUUUUUUCCUCAUCUGGGGAAAGAAGUGCAGUUUGAUUGUUUGGGUGUUUAGUUCUUAUCAAUUUUGUUAGUUUGUCUAUAUACAUCAAUAAAUAUGGUCUGUUAGCGCGUUGUUAAAAAGAUUGAAUAAUGGCGCAUUACACAGAAGAGGAACAAACCGAGGAUUACCUUUUCAAGAUUGUUUUAAUUGGUGAUUCAGCUGUAGGUAAAUCGAACUUACUGGCUAGAUUUGCAAGAGAUGAGUUUUACCCUAAUUCAAAAUCAACUAUUGGGGUAGAGUUUCAGACCCAGAAGAUGGAAAUUAAUGGGAAGGAAGUCAAGGCUCAGAUUUGGGACACAGCUGGUCAGGAGCGGUUCAGGGCUGUUACAUCUGCAUAUUACCGAGGUGCAGUUGGAGCUCUUCUGGUCUACGACAUCAGUCGACGCCAGACCUUUGAUAGCAUUGGCAGAUGGCUUAAUGAACUUCACACUCAUUCUGACAUGAACGUAGUUACAAUACUCGUCGGAAAUAAAUCCGACCUCAAAGAUGCUCGGGAGGUCACAACUGCUGAAGGCAAGGAUUUGGCUGAGGCACAAGGCCUGUUCUUCAUUGAAACUUCAGCUCUAGAUUCCUCCAAUGUUACUGUUGCCUUUCAGAUGGUAGUCAAAGAGAUUUACAGCAUUUUAAGUCGGAAAGUUAUUCAAUCUCAAGAACUCAAACGCAAUGAUCCCAGCUGGAUGGCAGAUGGGAAAACCGUUGUUUUACAGGCUGAUGGUACCCAAGAAGUGGAUGGACAAGCGAAGAACGGUUGCUGUUGAGUUCUGUUGAUUUUUAACAGUAUGAAGAAAUUUCAGUUCCAUGGACCUCUGAUUUUCUUAAGCGCUUUCCACACAUCUUUUUUUAGUUGUAACUUUAUUUACUCUUACUGAUGAAAUUGUAGUGAACAGUUUUUGUUUUCUUUUUCUGGGCAAUUGUAGAAUCUAUUUGGAAGUAGCAUUCUUUUGUGGCA